Messenger RNA from Cladocopium goreaui, 264 nucleotides. The record is from the annotation of a GenBank genome assembly. Lineage: Eukaryota; Dinophyceae; Suessiales; Symbiodiniaceae.
AUGUCCACCGACCUGGUCCGAGUGAAAGUGCACGUGAACGACGUCUUGAAGCACGGCCGUUGUUUCGGGCUGCCGGAAGCAGGGAGGAAAUGCAUUCUCAACUGGCUCGGAGCGUUAACCAGCGCUACUGCCGUUUUCAAGCUCAUUACUGUGCUCUUCCCACACAUGGAGAAGGAGACCUUUCGGCUCUUCGUGUUUCUGCCAUGGAUUGGAUUGGGAUAUCGCGGUGAGCUUGAACCUUUGGUCAAGUCUGACGUUCCGUAG